AGUUCACGCCAGCAAAUGCAUUGGAGUUCGGUCUCCUUCCCUUCAGUCUUCCUGGACGGGACCAUCAAAUUAAACAUGGCGCCUGCUAGGUUAUUGUCGUGAGUGAUCAUUUAUUUUCCUGGUGUUAAUGUGAAAAUUUCACAGGUUUUCCGGGUCGAUGCGGAGCGCGGCGCGUACGGGAAGGCGUCCCGGCCUCGUUCGCCCCGGUUUAAACGUAACUCUGUAAUCAGAAGGCCAAUAAAACAUAUAAAUUAAAUUGCAUAAACAGUGGGUUGUGGGUAUACACACCCUGACGCGAGAUCCCUUAAGUAUAUCCUCAGCUUUAUGGGUUUCUCCUAUAUUUGUGACGUAGUUAUUAGUUUCAUAUUGACUGUUGUUCACCCUCGCAAACAAAUACUCUGGGUGAUUGGUGAUAAUUGUAUAUUAAAACCCAAAAAUGCCGAGGUUUGGUACAGUGUUUUCUUCAGUGCGAUAAGAGCCACCAUCGGCUGCUCGAAGAUCACUUUGGAUAACAGCGGAAAGGCUUGGGCCUUAUGCCGCCGGCCGGGCUAUCGGCACGAGGUUUGUCUACUUUGAUGGACCACGGACAUCCGGACGCUCGUCGUCAGAGCGAGCGAUUUUUACAUUAUCCGGAGAAUGGCUCCACACGCUACCAGACUCAAAGCAAUACCAAUUCACCCAGAUAUCAGCCGAGCAACAGAGGCACCCACCAUUGGACUAGCCACGGAUAUUCAGAGGCACGUGCUUCGAACAAUAACAUGUCGGACAGCAGCGUUUCUGACACACACAGUGGUGGCACGGCUAAAACCGUAUCCCAACAAACCAGCCCAUCUCAUGGAACGUAUUCCUCGUCACAAUCGCAAAAUGACAAUAGCUCCAUUAUUUUCACCGCUCUAUUUGAUUACGUUGCUCAGGGUGAAGAUGAGCUAACGCUGCAAAGGGGUGAAACUGUUGAGGUUCUGUCGAAAGAUUCAAAAAUUUCCGGAGAUGAGGGAUGGUGGACGGGUAAAAUUCAUGGAAAGGUCGGAAUAUUUCCUGCCAACUUUGUCGCUAAAGCUGAUAGUAUCAACAAGUUAUCUUCAGUUAUUGACAAAGUUCAACCAGUAGAAAUUGAUUUUGAUGAAUUACAAUUAGAGGAGGUCAUCGGUGUUGGAGGUUUUGGAAAAGUCUACAGGGGCUAUUGGCAAAAGCAUGAAGUAGCUGUUAAAGCAGCUCGCCAAGAUCCUGACGAAGAGCCUAGCGUAACGUUAGAAAAUGUACUACAGGAGGCAAAGUUAUUUUGGCUUCUAAAGCAUGAAAAUAUAGUCUCGAUCGAAGGAGUUUGCUUAAAAAUGCCAAACAUGUGUUUGGUGAUGGAAUAUGCAAGGGGCGGUAGUCUUAAUAGGGUUCUUAGCGGUAGAAAAAUUCGACCUGACGUUUUGGUAGAUUGGGCUAUACAAAUUGCUCGUGGAAUGGAUUACCUACAUAACAAAGCUCCAAUCAGCUUAAUUCACAGAGACUUAAAAAGUUCAAAUGUACUAUUGAGCGAGCCGAUAGAAAAUGAUGAUCUUCAGUACAAAACACUGAAGAUUACUGACUUUGGGUUGGCACGAGAAGUCUAUAAGACUACACGCAUGUCAGCAGCUGGUACUUAUGCCUGGAUGGCACCAGAAGUUAUCAGAAAGAGCAUUUUCAACAAGGCAAGCGAUGUGUGGAGCUAUGGUGUUUUGUUGUGGGAGCUUCUUACUGGAGAAAUACCCUAUAAAGGCAUUGAUGCUUUAGCAAUUGCUUAUGGUGUUGCUAUUAAUAAGUUGACCUUGCCUAUUGCUUCAACAUGUCCACAAUCCUGGCGAUAUCUUAUGGAAGCGUGCUGGGCGGCUGAUAGUCACGCAAGGCCUGGCUUUGCGGAGAUUUUAGAAGCUCUAGAUGACGUGCGCAGUGCAUUCGCAGAAACACCACACGAGUCUUUUCAUACAAUGCAAGAGAACUGGCGGGUUGAAAUAGAGGAGGUGCUUCAUGGCCUGCGCAUGAAGGAAAAGGCAUGUCGAUCUUUAGAGGAGGAAUUGCGCUGUAGAGAAGAAGAAUUAACGAAAGCACAAGUGCAACAAAAACAGCACGAGGAGAAUUUACGACAGAGAGAACAGGAAUUGGCAGCUCGUGAGAUAGACCUACUGGAACGUGAAUUGAUUGUUAUGAUCUACCAGCAACAAAAUACACCCACGCCAAACAAAAGGCUCGGUAAAUUUAAAAAAUCGAGACUAAAGUUGUCUAAGAAGGAACCUGGUAGUAACAUCAGUUUCCCUUCGGAUUUUCGACAUACAAUCACCGUUCAGCACACGGCAUUAGAUCGAGGUAAAAACCGUAACCCUUCAAGACCUAACAGUCCACCUGGAUCACCAAGUAUUCCGAGACUUAGAGCGAUUGCCUUACCAGCAGACGGUAUCAAAGGCAAAACUUGGGGCCCGUCCACAUUGCACCAGCGUGAGCGUGGAGCGAUAAUAACGCAGCCCCCAAAUCCUGCUUCACCUGAUAACAAACGAUGGUCUCGGUCUGCACCCGAUCUUGAAAAAACUCCACUUCGUACAGCUCUGUUGGCAAGUACGCAGCUGUCGCCUCUUCUUCAAGAAAUAGACUACUCAGCAUUGCCGCCAGACCUUCCUACUGAUUGGAUGACUUCGGAUUAUCCUAUCAAACCUGGCCUUACUGGGCCCUACAUUAUGCCCAUGCCAGUUCCCAUGCCUACACUGUACAACGGGGAAGUCAAAAAACCCAAACUAAGUAUAAUCGAACUGGUUCUGUACAACAUCGCUGCUAUGUUAGCUGGUGUGGCAACGGGAUAUGAUGUUCGAAUGUCGAAUGUGUCUCCGAUUCAUCCAAGGCUGCAGCCAAAGCCAAGUAACUGCGAAGACGACCAAUCCAGAUGGUGGUUUCAAGCUGAGACUGGUUCCAACAGGAAUUCUGCUUACUUAGGUCCAGAUUAUGAAUUCAGCUCAACCAGUGGCUAUCCCCAUAAUACAUACCACGGACCGGCAAGACACUACAGGCCGUUUCUAAGCAACAUGGGAGGUAUACCACCUGGUCUCCCAUCAAAUGUAAUGCCAGACAAACCAUUACGGUUCACGGACUCACCUCAACAUUAUGUAACAGUGGCCAAUUCCAAUGCGCCAACACCUAGUCCACGUAGAAAAAGCUCUAGUACAAGCAACGAUGAUACUUACUCACCUGAUAUUGGAAGAAUCGACAGGAUUGAUCGAAUCGACCGUGUGCCAACAAUAUUCAUGGGGAACAUUGCAGCAAUACCAGAUUAUGGACCACCUGUCUAUGCAGUUGUUCCAACAGAAUACUAUAGACCUCCCGAGUCUACAUACUUUGUGCCCUCAGAUUAUCACGACAGAAUGCUGGAAUGUCCAGAAUUCCCACACGCGUAUGAUAAUCCGAGCAGCAUAAAUAGUCCUGCACGUCCUAUGCCAAGACUUCCACCUUAUACUCAUCACCGGACUUCAUCAAAUGUUUCAAAUGCAAGUACGUCAAGCCAAAGUAAUGUUAAUCCAACGUUUCGACUUGAAGAUGAAGCUGAUUAUUCAAUGUAUUCACCAAGCCAUUAUUAUCAACGAUCCUCAAACGCUAUAUCCAGUGUUUCUAGCUAUAAUUCGAAUAUUUUAAAUCAUGACUACAAUUCUCUGUACUUGACACGACAAAAUUCACAUGAAUCAAACCCAAAUUCAAGUGAGAGGCCAAGUAACUUGGAGGUCGUCACGAGGCUUCGAUCGAGUCUGAAAAGAUCGAACUACUCUUAUAACUCACCGAAUAAGACUCCAAGUAAAAAUAAUUCAGGCUCUGGUACGCCAACUAAUCCUACGCCACCAGAUUCUCUAACUUCUGAAGAUUCAAGUUAUGUUUCAGCAAAAGAUAGCCAAAUUUCAAUUAGUAGAGUCAGAUUCUCACCAGUCACAUUUGAGAGAGAUAAUGCUACUCGAGAUCAUCGAGAAACGCUCUUAGAUAUACCAGUUCAUGGGCAAACCCAAGAUAUCACGGUUCCAUUGCAAGCCAAUCAAAGGCUUAGUAGAAACCGAAAACCAAGCAUUUCAGAAUUAGAAAGAGAAUUUUUAUCAUAGCAUUGGCUUAUUUAAGGCGAAAGAUGAAAAUAUCAAAGAGAACACUGCUGUGGAUUAUCUGAAAUUGGUGACCCUCGGAUCGUUUGUUAAAUUGAAAAGGCUCGAGCCAAAUACAACAAUGCGGCUUUGUCAUACUUCGAUCUCUUGGCCUUCAAUUUACGUAUAAUUGAUAUAUUUGUGGACCAGUAACUUGUAUAUCAACUAUAAGGAAAAUAAUGGGUUGAACUAGAUUGUUAAUAAGAAACAAUGAUGCUCGUAUAAAUUACAGUUUGAUAUUUUCAAAUUAUGGAGUCGUGAUAUGACCAAAAAUACAUCGUAUAAUCAUUGAAGUAAUUAUAAGCUGGAACCUGCAUUAAACACUGCCCUUUGUAAGCGAAUAUUGGUGAAAAACUUUGUUGUACAGUGUCUUUCUAUCAUAAAGAAUUCAUUCCAAAUAUGUGCAAGGCAAUACUUGCUUGGUGUUCAAUAUUGAGGUUGAUCAAUACUGAGAAGCACAACAUUCCAUUGCAUGAUUAGAAAUAGAGGUCAUGUUAUAGUCCUACCUUUACUGAUCAAGUCAUUUUAUUCGGAUUUUCCGUUUAUUCAAUUGACAAAUGAAUAGUGCAUUUGCAUUUUGAAAGCAAAAUUUGAGAAAGUCAUUGAUAUUUUGAUAACUUGCAGUCAGUCCUGUUCAUUCAUUGAUUGCAUAAGCAAAAAGUAACAAUGAGAUGAUUUGAUCGGUGAAGCUAGGGCUGCCUUAUGGCCUAUGUAAGUAUUUCAUUGGCAGUUAGUACGGAAAAUAGACAAUAGUAAGCUCAAAGUUUUUUAUAUGUAUUGAACGCGGUGAGAACCAAAGUCAUUUGUCAAAUACUAUUGAUUCAAUAUUGUAAAAAUAUUUAUACGAACAGUGAUAGAAAUAUCACAGUUUUAUCAGGGUCAAUGUGCUUUUGUUCUUUCAUCUUUAGGCUGCUUUAUUCCGUGUUUCCCAUAAUUGUUUAUUACUGCACCUCCCGGUUUUACUGUCACAAAUAUCAAUGCUUUUGAAAACUAAAGACCAGAAGGGCACGACAUUCAAAUAGCAUUGGAUGCUGCUAUAAUGAGGGCGCAUCCCCGAUUUCAACAUGUAAAUCCCAUAAGGCAAGGCCUUGACAUAACAGGGUAAACCACAAUUGUUUCAA
Molecule: messenger RNA, 5251 nt
Organism: Diprion similis
Lineage: Eukaryota; Metazoa; Arthropoda; Insecta; Hymenoptera; Diprionidae
Product: mitogen-activated protein kinase kinase kinase 11-like
Exons: 15
Coding region: 534-4094 (1186 amino acids)
Biological process (GO): protein phosphorylation
Molecular function (GO): JUN kinase kinase kinase activity; ATP binding; protein binding
Source: RefSeq, a predicted model, not a curated record